Penicillium cataractarum is the source of this 2556-nucleotide messenger RNA. RefSeq lists its product as uncharacterized. The transcript is spliced from 4 exons. Gene Ontology annotation, biological process: eisosome assembly. Lineage: Eukaryota; Fungi; Ascomycota; Eurotiomycetes; Eurotiales; Aspergillaceae. The record is from RefSeq and is a predicted model, not a curated record. The coding region runs from base 1 to 2556 and encodes 851 amino acids.
AUGGCAACUGCACAGCAAAUGCCCCCGGGGCCCCGGUCCGCCCGGCUAGCCGAUGACGCCGCGACCGCAGCACUAUAUGCGACGCAGCCUCGACGCAAGGCGUCUGUUCGUGAUGCCUCCGCAUCCGAUGCUCAAUACUUGAAUACACGAGCAACACGCGCCACUACCGAUCUUAGCCAUGCCUCCGCCGCUUCUGCCCUGGCGCAUGCGAAUCAGAAACCGAUCGAAGUAUGGCGCCCGGGUCGACUCACCGACGCCGAAAAGGCCGCGUUCCAUGUGAAAGAUUUCUCCCCUCCCGAGAUUCCUCUACCGAGUACCCGAUAUAGCGCAGAAGGGUUGGGGGCAGCCAUCCUUGCUGUGCGAGAGCAGAGAGCCAUGACUGGCCAAUCGCCAAACCAACAGGCCACCACCCAGCAUGAUGCUUCCCGAUCGGGCCAUAUCCAGGAUAAGGCGCGCCGCGCAGCCACCGGUGCAUAUGCGGCUCGCCAAAGGGCGGACUCUGCACCCAGUGAACCGGUCAAGACAACCGAUUCGAAUUGGGCGCUCUCUGCUGCUGGUUUAUCGCACCGCGCUCAGGUAGAAAACGGAGGUCCUCUGGCCCACCUUGAUAACGCGAUGGAACAGAGCCGGAUCACUCAUGCAGCAAAGACUAAUGCUCGUCUCUACACCUCCUCCCCGCCCAUCGCGAGUGAAGUUCAAGAGCGUAAUCGCAGGAACUCGCUCCAUGCUGCAGCUCUCGUCAUGGCGAGGGAUAUGUAUGAUAUCACUGGUCCGACUGGCGAGGCUAACAACCUGGACCCCGCCGUCUCUGCAGCUCGAAACGGUCAGAGUCAACUAGAAGCACGGAAGACCGUCAGCGGAGCGACUGUAUCAGCAGGCCGACGGGCCUUGACUUUGCAGGAAACGGCGCAAAGGCGGGCUGCAGAGAAGUUGGCCCGCAUGCGAGAUGAGCACGCCGAGAUGCAGCAGUAUUAUGGCACCGCCCCUCAGCCUCAACGGUCGCUCCUAUCUGCUCGACGAAAGAGAACCUCUAGUGACGCAGAUGUGACUCAAGUUGACGCAGAACAAUCGAGACAGAUUCGUAAUCAAAUGUUCAGCUUGCGAAAUAAAAUGAACAAAGUCGAUGAACAACGACAAAAGGAUCGUGACUUGCUAAUGGAAGCAGCCCGUCGCAACGUCGAUGCUCAAAUCCACGAUAUGGAAAUGAGAGUAUAUGCCGACACUGGCCGAGCCCCGCCUUCCAUCCAAAAACAAUGGGAUGAAGCUGCCCGAGAAAAAGUUCGCCAGGAAGCGGACGCCGCAGAAGCCGAGAGCGCCCCCGCCAAUCGGGUCAAUAUCGGCGCAUCACGGUACAUGGACAAGGCUGAUGUCGAGGCCGUUGCACGUUCCCGUGUUCAACCAACGCUGGACGAGAUCACGGACCAAGCUGAGCGACGUAGAGCUGAAGAGAUGGAGGCGCGCCUUGACGCGGAAGAGAAACAGAGGCAGGCUGCAAUCCAGAAGGAGCGCGAAGCAAGUUUGAACCGAGCAGAAAAACGAGAUGGUGUUUCAGAGAAGCGUGGGAGCAAGGGACUAAAGUUCUUCACGUGGAAGCGAAAGAGCAAGCAACCGCAGGAGGAGAAGGCGGAUGUCGAAGAAGCAGCAGCUCAAGAAGCGACUGAUGAACAGCCCACUGAGGAGGCCCCUGUAGCUCAAGGGGCCGUGGUUGCGCCCGAGGCUGAAGAAGCUCCUGCUCCUACCCCCGAAAUUCAAGAGCCUGUCAGCGCCGCUGCUCCAGAGCCCAAGGACGAAUCCAAACCUGAGCAGGAAGCCGUAUACGCUCCAAGUGAGGCUGUUCGACAGAACGGUGGUAUGCCCUCCAGAUCCGGCAUGAAAAAUCUGGAGGGCGUUGCUCCGAUCUCUCCACCUGUUAGUCUCACAUACGAGCCAGCUCAGGACGAUAAUCGUCCUGGUAUGCUGAGAUCUCACACCGGACCACGCGACGCUGCUGCCACCGGUGGAGUGUCCGCCAUGCAAAAUAUUCAGCCCAUUACCAGUCCACGCGCCGACUCGAAGCUCAAGACUUGGUUCCGCGAUAGACUCGUUCGUCGCACAAGCGAACCCCAACCCUUGUACCCCCACCAGCCCGGUCCGGAAUACAGCGACAGCGAGUCUGCGUUCACCGGGGGAGCAGCUCUCACCGGGAGAAUCGAACCUCGCGGGGCAGCGCUAAGCUCGCACCCCGUUAGUACCGAAGACCUCGAGUCCGAGCACGGUGAAAACGGCGGAGUACAUGAGGAGCCUGGAAACAUCCAGCAGGCGGUGCAAAAUGGAAAUUCCAACGAGACUAGCAAGAGACAUCGUCUUCGCCGGAGUUUGCUGAAAACCGUUUCACGCAACUCACAAGAGCUAAAAACUAACGGUACCGACCACAAGCGUCAAAGCUCCGAAGCUAUUCCUACUAGCGAGUUGCAGGGAUUACGUGACAGCGCUGUCGAACAAGGUCUGCCCGCACCACCCGUUCUCAGCGAUUCUCUAAGUAUACGCCGGCAAUCGAGAUUCUCUGAGGAUCUAUGA